GAUCCUCCCUUCUACCAGUGACAGUUUCAUGUUGAAGAACCUGGUCUCUGGAACGGACUACAACCUGUGUGUCCUGGCCAUCUUUGAUGACAAAGUCACCUCUUUGGCAGCUACCAAGGUUCUUGGCUGCGCCCAGUUUAGCACUAAAGAACUCUACCCAGAAUGCCGAUCUCUACAGACCCACUUCCUGGGAGGAACCCUGACAAUACUUGUGGGAGGCGUUGUCGUGGUAACGCUGCUGGUGUUCACCGUGGCACUGAUGGUGCGUCACCGUGUCUGCAGUAACCAGGACGACCACUGUCACCACGGGGAUGAUAGUGAUGAGUUGGCGUGUUGCCAGGGCGGGUCAUUAGGGAGUCCGGUGAAAGAGGCGGCGGCCGGAGGUGGCGGAGGAGUCUACGGCCAAUCGGAUGGCAACGGAGAUGUGAUGAUGGUGGUCUUGCCCAAUGGGCUGCCUUCAAAGCAGAGAGGGGGCAGGACGAAGGAGAGAGGAAAAGAGAAAAAGAAGGACAAAGAGAAGGGAAACGAGGGCGAGAAAGGAGGGGCCGACGUACCUCCUAAGGUACCCCCCAAACCAAAACCCCAAACUCUCCCCAGGCCUACUCCUCCCCCUCAACCCUCCCCCGCCAAUCACGAGGCCUAUCAGAGCCCGGGAGCUCCGCUAAGACCCUCCCACAGCAUCGUGCGUGCCAAACGUAGCAACUCCCUCGACAUGGGGUUAUCUUCUUCUUCUGUUUCCAUCGCCGAGACAACGGUUACCACCCAGCGACAGUACGGCAGUCGCCACGGUUACGCCAAGCGGUUGUCAGUGACUUGGACGAGGCGGAGCAAAUCGCUGCAAGGAAUGUUGGUUGGUACACUCAGCAACAACCAGCGACCAGGGUAG
Messenger RNA from Salvelinus namaycush (lake trout), 886 nucleotides. Its product is annotated as leucine-rich repeat and fibronectin type-III domain-containing protein 2-like. NCBI's taxonomy places the organism in Eukaryota, Metazoa, Chordata, Actinopteri, Salmoniformes, Salmonidae. The transcript has 4 exons. The record is from RefSeq and is a predicted model, not a curated record. The annotation marks the transcript as partial.